ACCGAAAAAUAUAAGAGCAGUAGUUCCUUCUGGAAGUAGUGCAGAAAGAAGGAAAAACCAAAAACCCUUUACCUCUCAUACUUGAAUCAGAUCAAGAAAACGCCAUGGAUGAGCUAACCUCUGCCCUCAAUGCCCACAUGGACCAAAUGGCGGAUCUCGUUGAGAAAAUGUCUGCCGAGCUUCGCUCCGGACUCAAACCCGCCUACGACAAUUUCAUCGGCUUUUUCCACGCCAUUGACUGGACGGAACCUUGGUUGGUAGGGUUAAUUUCCUUCCAUGUUGUAUUGCUGCUACUAGCAGUCUUCUUGAGAAAGAACAUCAAUUCUCAGAUGUUCUUAUUCCUUCUUGCAUUAGGAGGAGUUUACUUUGCAGAGAAUCUUAACAAAAUAUUGGCUGCCAAUUGGAAAAGCUUUGCACGGCAGAAUUAUUUUGACGCACAUGGCCUCUUUCUUUCAGUGCUCUGGUCUGGACCUCUUUUGGUCAUUUCAAUCAUAAUCUUGGUGAAUACGCUAUUUUCCAUGUGCUACUUGAUCGUUAGGUGGAAAAAGGCCGAGCUUAGACACCGUGCAAGACUAGCUCGUAACAAGGAGGACUGAGACAACUCAUUUGAUAUUGUAUUUUAUGAUAGUUCACUCAUCUUUUCCAUAUUGUAAUUGCCUUUUUGGUUAUAACUAUCAGCAUAUUCUUCAAAGACAUGGAAAAAUGAAAAGAAUUGUAUUGAGUAGCUUAGUGUAUACUUUUACGGUAUGCUGAUAGCUUCAAUUGUGAGGGAAAAAGAUAUGUUUGGUCAACCAGAGAGCUUUUUGCUAAAGUUGUCAUCUGCUUGUAGUCUGAUUUUGAUUCAAUAGAUGAACUAUUAGACAAGGGGUAA
Messenger RNA from Ipomoea nil (Japanese morning glory), 871 nucleotides. Its product is annotated as transmembrane protein 18. The record is from RefSeq and is a predicted model, not a curated record. NCBI's taxonomy places the organism in Eukaryota, Viridiplantae, Streptophyta, Magnoliopsida, Solanales, Convolvulaceae. Gene Ontology annotation, cellular component: nuclear membrane. Bases 105 to 596 code for a protein of 163 amino acids. The transcript has 4 exons.